Molecule: messenger RNA, 3243 nt
Organism: Naegleria gruberi
Lineage: Eukaryota; Heterolobosea; Eutetramitea; Acrasida; Naegleriidae
Exons: 1
Coding region: 1-3243 (1080 amino acids)
Source: RefSeq, a predicted model, not a curated record
AUGUCAGCACUCAAAGCGGUGAUUUUGUUGCUUUGUAUUAGUGUAUUUGCAUCCUGUACUAAUGCAUGGGAUGAGUUGGAGACUGCUACUACGUAUUUUGCUUCUAGAAAGCCAUUUCACAUGAAACGCCAAAUGUCAGACCAACAAUUUUUCAUCAGAGCCAAGGAAAGAAUUAAAUCUCAUACCAAAAUGACAAGUAAAAGACUCAUAGGACCUGAUGGCUCAUUGUCCAAUAAGGAUAACAAACAAUUCUUUGCCUAUGACGCUACAUUGACUUUUGACACUGUCAAUUUAGACAUGCAUCCUGACGUGUUAGAUAUUGGAUGUUCCAAAGACAGACUUUACUUGAAAGUGAGAAAGACCAGACAUACCAAUACUCAUAUCAAGAUUGGUUCAUUAUUAGUUUCAAGUAUGGACGAUUUUGAAUGUGAAAUUGGUCAACCAACUGAUGAACCAGUUUUGUACAGAUUGGCAGAAAAUAUUCAUGAAGUGAAAACUGAAAAUGGAGAAAUUGUCUAUGUGGUAGAUACUAAAACAAUUGAAUUUAAUCAAGUUUUCACACACAUCAAACUUCAAACUCAUAAUCCAAGUGUCAAACAACCUGAAUCGAGCUCUGUAACUCAAACAACGCCAAACAAACGUUGGAGUGUCAAUAGAUCUUUUGAUAUUGUCAAUUUUAAUUGGGAUAGAGAUAGAAAAACUGCCAGAAAUCCAUCCAUUGAAAAUCAAGAAGGAAAUUUCAAAUAUGUCUGCAGUAAUUGUUAUUUCUACAGUACAGUUCGGUUUACAAUGGAAAUUAACUUUAGAUGGUGUAAACCAAAUAGAGCUGCUGCAUCAGUUCACUUUGACAAUGCAUUGAAUGCUAAUUUGACAAUGACAGCUGAAUUUGAAAAGACAAAAGACUUUACAAUUUUGAAAAAGAAGAAAAUUACUAGUAUCAAGUUUACAAUUCUAGCAAUUCCAGUUGUUGUAAAUGUAAAUUUUGCAUUGGAAGGUCAAUUACAAGUUCAAGCAAAAAUUCAAUUUAAUGUUGCCGCUUCCUUUUCAAGAGAAGGUCAAUUUGGAUUCAAUUAUGAUAAGAGGAGAGGACAUUUCAAUUGGAUUAAAUCAUUCAAGGGUCAAGAUUUGAAAUAUAGCUUUAAAUUACAAGAAGUUAGUUUAGAAAUUAAGCUUUAUUUAAUUCCUGUUUUGGGAAUUGACGUUUAUGGAUUAUUGGUUUUGGAUAUGAAAUUUAAACCAUGGAUCAAAGUUGGCGGCAAGUAUUUGAAUCCAGCAGAUGAUGGAUGCAAGUUAUCUUAUGAAAGUUCUUGGGGAAUGGAUGGUAGUUUCCACGUUGGAAGAAUGAAACUAAAGAAGUGGACUAUUUUCGAUGGUCGUGAUCAUGAUUGGACAUUUAUUAAUGAAAGAAAAAUCAAAUCAUUAUCUGGUUGUUGGAUUAAGGAGCCAACUCAACCUGCUCCUCCAACAGAUGAUGGUCAAUCAGAGGAUAGCUCAACAUCCACGAGAUCAAUCAAGGCAAUUCAAUCAAGCACUAAUUCAACAUAUUACAAACAAGUGGUUUCAUGUUGUGAUGAUAUGAAAAUGUUGAAUAUUUCACAGAAUACUACUUUGGUUCAGUACGAAUUUCAACUUGAUGACAAUGUUCUUGACUAUGGACAAUAUUUGGUUUUUAAUUUGACAUACGACAACGUUGCUACAGUUCAAUAUGGCAGUGUAUUGACCUAUCCAGUUGACAAGAAGGUCUAUGUCCCAUUGUAUGAACUAUUUAAUACUCAAAAUACCUCUUCAAUCUUUGUUAGAUUCACCAAAGAAUUAUCUGAACCCGUAUUUAUAGAUUAUUAUUUGGAAAGGUCUGUUUUAGACAUUGGAAAGACUAUUAAAAUGAAAAGAGGAUUCAUCGAAAUUCAAGAACAAGAGAUUCAUCCUGAUUACCUUUCAUUCGCAGUUUCUGAAGGUUGCCAACUUAAGUUUGCAAACUCUACUUCCAUUAGAGAAGAUUCCUUAAUAGAUGUCACCACUCAAAACUAUCCAAUCAGAUUGGAAUUUAUUGGAGAAGGAACAGUUAAUAUCUAUCCUAUUUACAACUACUUAAGUGGAAAUGACCUUUCCUUACUACUUGAUACACCAAUCAAAUUUGGAUUGAAAUAUUCUAGAAAACUAAUUGAUGGUAUGAAAUUAUCCCACUUACACGUUUCAUCUAACAAUGAGGGUGUUGAGGAGAAUACUAAUUUAGAUGUAAACAUUAGAAUGAGUCAUGGUCAAUUAUUCAGCAUUGAUAAUUUUGGAGAAUUGAGUCAACUGACUGCUACUUUUACUUUGGAUGAAAGCAUUUCUUCAGAAACUAACUAUUUCUAUUUUGAUGUUAGUGGCAAUUUUGGUCCUAUGUAUUUAGGUCUUGAACUAGUAGAUGUUUAUGAUAUAACUCCUUCAAGUACGAAUCUAUUCACUUUGAAAUACUCAACCAGCUCACCAUUUGUUGCAUUAUUGAAUUUCACACAACUAUUAUCCAAUUCGUCUGGCAUUUCAAUCAAAACAGACGGAAUUUCAGAUCUCUUCAUCGAUGAAUCAAUUCCAACCAAUUUCAAAAAGGAAAAUUCAAUGUGGAUGAGUGGAAGUGAUAGCUCUGAAGUUUUUGGAUUUUCAGAAUAUUCCAAUGACGAACUAGUUGAUAUUGGAUCUAUUUAUUUGAGAAUAGAGCCUGUUGUACAAUCAAUCCAAACCAGAACUAUACAAGAAAUGUCUGGUCAAUUGAAUAUUCAAUCCUUAAAGAAUGAAAACAUUACAGUGAAAUUUUCGUUCCGAGCCAACAGCAAGUCAGCACCUUCAGAAAGCAUCAAUCUCUCUGAUUUGGUGAAUGGAAAUGUCAGUUUGAUAAUUAGCAUCCUAGACGAUCAAUAUUCCUUCGACAAUUCAAAGAUUGAAAGUGGCGACACUAUAGUUAACUUUCUUUCUUCAAUGACAUCCUCAUCUAUUACUUCCAGAUGGGAUGAUACAAUCAUUCCAGUCAUUGCCUAUGCAAUCAACGUAGAAGGUUUGGAAUUGGAAUUGGAAAAUCCUCAAACUCUAGUAUUGACCAUUCCAAAAAUUCCUCCAUUCGAAAGUAUGGACGAAACGAUUACUCUUGGAGCUCUAGACGAUGGUAUCUUCCUACCAACACCAAGAGCAGUUAAAGCAAUUGGUUCCAUCAAACUUGUGAAUAAUGUCCUCACCAAUGGCUACAUUGGCACAAUUUCUGAGCAAUAA